CAAAUUGUUCAAGUUAUUUGCCAGUAAUCAAACCCUUCCCCCCCAAAAAAACAAAACAAAAAAAUGUGUCCGUCGGAAAGAAACUUGAGACGGCCGGAAAAUCGAGUUCCGACACCGGAAACCGAUUUCAGAUCGGCGUUCGAGGUACUCGACGCGGAUCGCGACGGGAAGAUAAGCAGAGACGAUUUAAGAAGAUUUUACGCCGGAUUUUCAUACGGUUCCGAAGAUGCCGACGAAAUGAUCGGGACGAUGAUUUCGUUAGCGGAUUUAAACAGCGACGGAUUCGUGGAGUACGACGAGUUCGAACGCGUUUUAGGGGGGUAUAAUAACAGAAAGAAGGUUUCAAGUUACGGUGUAAUGGAAGAUGUUUUCAAGGUUAUGGAUAAAGAUGGAGAUGGAAGAUUAAGCCACGAAGAUUUGAAAAGUUAUAUGAACUGGGCUGGGUUUUCGGCUUCCGAUGAAGAUAUUAAAGCGAUGAUUAGAUUGGGCGGUGGUGAUGAUAAAGGUGUUUGUUUUGAUGGUCUGCUUAAGAUUUUAGCUGUUGAUUUUUCUGGCUAAUUUUAGAGUUUUUUUGGUGAUUGAAAUGAUGAAUCAAAAUUCAAAUCAAUAAUUGUUGAAAAAAAAAAAAGCUAAGAAUGUGUCUUUGUUCAUCAUUUCUCUUCUGCAAAAAAUGUAAGAUAACUUUUUUUUAAUGCAAAAAAAAAAAAGCCCCUUGAAAAUAAUGUGUGAACCCGUGAUAGCCUGGUAAUUAAGGUGUUUAUCUUUCCAGACGUGAGUUUAUGAAUCCGUGAUAGCCUCAUAAUUAAGGUGUUUAUCUUUCUAGAUGUGAGUUUGUAAACCCGUGAUAGCUUGGUAAUUAAGGUGUUUAUCUUUCGAGAUGUGGGUUAAAUUUAAGUAACGCUAAUCGGGUUAGUUUUAGGAAUUUUCCAUUCACUUGUAAUUCAACAAAAAGACAAAAAAGAUUAUGACUUUAAUGUUUAAACUUUUCAUUCAUCCGCA
This is a messenger RNA of Gossypium raimondii (Peruvian cotton), 999 nucleotides long. RefSeq names its product calcium-binding protein CP1. Lineage: Eukaryota; Viridiplantae; Streptophyta; Magnoliopsida; Malvales; Malvaceae. The coding region runs from base 64 to 558 and encodes 164 amino acids. The transcript has a single exon. The record is from RefSeq and is a predicted model, not a curated record. Gene Ontology annotation, molecular function: enzyme regulator activity; calcium ion binding.